UGCUCUGCCCAUUAAGGCACUGCGGGGUCCAGGCUUGGUGACCCAGAGCCCGGGGUGUGGCGUCCGCUGGCUGCCGACACCAUGUCCCUGCAGGAUGAUUUUGAUAGAAUUGCACAAGAUGUGAGGAAGCUGAAAACAAGGCCAGAUGAUGAAGAACUGAAAGAACUCUACGGGCUCUACAAACAGUCUAUCAUUGGAGACAUCAACAUUGCAGGGUGUCCGGUUAUGAUGGAUCUAAAAAGAAAAGCUAAAUGGGAAGCAUGGAACCUCAAAAAAGGGUUGUCAAAAGAAGAUGCCAUGAGUGCCUAUAUUUCUAAAGCAAAAGAGCUGAUAGAAAAAUAUGGAAUUUAGAAUUCAGCAUGAGAAAGUUUUCCUGUGGAAGCCUUCGUAACAGUGUCAUGACCUAACAUUUAGGGAAGAAAUGCACUUUUAACUCUUCACAUAUCAUGAAUGUUUUUGCUGUUUACAUGAAUUAUACUCCUUAGAGAUAUGCUGAAGCUACAUAUUUAAUGAAAUUUUACUUGCUAAAACCAGAUGAUGUUAAAAUUUCUUUUAAAAAAUUAUUGCUCUGGUAAUGUAUUUACAAAAACAUUAACAAUGGCUUUUCCUUUGGGCUUAUCUGUUUUUCUCUAGUGAGUCCGUAUUACUGGUGUAAUCAAAAGUCUUACUGGUGUAAGAAGCAAUAGCAAGACUUUCUUUAUUGAACUGUGUAGCUUUGGGUUUACGUGAUGAAGGGCCUUGGGGAUCACAGACACACCUGAUUCUAAUGCUCACUCUAUGAUUUAUUUAUUAGAUGACCUGAGGCAAAUUACUGAACAUUGCUCAUCCUCAUCUGUACAGUGGGGGGAAAAUAUCACUCUCACAAGAGUGUAAGAAUUGAAUGAUAUUGGGCCUCCCUGGUGGCACAAGGGGUUAAGAUGCAAGCUAUCCGCAGCCACUGCAGCACCAGCCCAGGAACUACCCACAUGGUACAGCAGACCUCUUCUGACUCGCCCGCUGCUCCCCUCAGCAGUGUAUUUCAGUCCAUCUGCCUGUUCUGUUUCCCACUCUGUCUCUGGUGAAUCCUCUCACCGCCCCCAUACCUCUGGCCUGUACCCCAAUCUUAUAUGCCUAAAUAAAUAAAUCUUUAAAAAAAAGAAUUUAAUGAGAUAACUAAUUAUUCUACCUUCAUUUUAAAGCAAAAGCUAUAUAAAACAUAGC
Molecule: messenger RNA, 1200 nt
Organism: Talpa occidentalis (Iberian mole)
Lineage: Eukaryota; Metazoa; Chordata; Mammalia; Eulipotyphla; Talpidae
Gene: ACBD7
Product: acyl-CoA binding domain containing 7
Exons: 4
Coding region: 82-351 (89 amino acids)
Biological process (GO): fatty acid metabolic process
Molecular function (GO): fatty-acyl-CoA binding
Source: RefSeq, a predicted model, not a curated record